AUGAGCAACUUUGGGGAGAUUUUGAAGGAGAUUAAUUCGUUUGGUUUAUUUCAGAAACGUUUGGUGGUUGCAUUAUGCAUCCCAAGCAUAUUUCUAGCUUUUGACGUUAUUGGCCAGGUGUUUGCUGGCAUGAGCUUCCCACACCACUGCAACACCGACUGGAUCGUGGAGCGUGGGCCCAACCUGACAGAAGAGAGGCAAAAAAAUCUGACCAUCCCAGUGAAGGAGGAUGGAGGCUUUGAGAGCUGUUUGAUGUUCACGCCGGUGGAUUGGGAUUUGGAAAUGAUUGAAAAAUAUGGGAUCAACACCACAACAGAAUGCGUUAAUGGAACAGAUUUUGAGGCACCCGGUGGCGCCUCCAGCAUUGUGACAGAGUUUGACCUGGUGUGUGACAGGAGCAGCUUCAUUGAAGCAUCACAGUCCAUCUACAUGGCCGGUCUUCUGGUUGGAGCACUGGUCCUGGGCUCCAUGGCUGACAGGUUUGGUCGCCGCUUUGUUGUCCUGCUUUCACUCCUCUUCCUGAUGGUUUUUGGUGUGGGAGUUGCUUUCUCACCCAACAUCUACGUUUUUAUAGUUCUCCGAUUUUUAGGCGGAAUCUCGGUCUCCGGCAUUGUUGCUAAUUCAUUUGUAAUAGGAGGAGAAUGGAGUGAUUCUUCCAGGUUUGCAUUGUGCACCAUUAUCUGCCACUCCACUUUUCCUCUUGGACUGAUGCUGAUGUCUGGUGCUGCCUAUUUGAUCCGCAAUUGGAGGAUCCUGCAGCUGGUGCUCUUCUGCCCACUUAUCCUCGUUCUGGGUAUUUUCUACUGGAUUCUUCCCGAAUCAGCUCGGUGGCUCAUUACCCAGGGCCGCAAGAAAGAUGCUAUAAAGGAGAUCCAGAGGGCAGCCAAGGUGAACAAGAGAAAGGUCCCCAAAGACCUGUUGGAGAAGCUGGAGGAUGAGACUACAAUCAAAAGAGGAAACAUGUUGGACAUCUUCAGGAUAUCAUAUCUGAGAAAACGUGCUCUCAUCAUGAGCUACGUCUGGUUUGGAACUAGUCUGAUGUACUAUGGACUGAGCCUGAACGUUGGCAGUUUUGGUCUGGAUAUUUACCUGACACAGUUCAUCUUUGGUUUGGUAGAAUUUCCCGCACGUCUGGGCAGUCUGCCUGUCCUCCAGCUCAUUGGGAGAAGGAUUGGUCAAGCAGUAGUGUUACUUUUUGGAGGUUUAGCUUGUCUUGGGAUCCUUGUUAUACCAAAUGAUCUUCCCAUAGUAAUAACAGUUAUAGCUGUACUGGGAAAAUUUUCUGCCACUGCAAGCUUUUCCAUAGUCUAUGUUUAUACGGCAGAAUUAUAUCCCACCAAUAUAAGGCAGAACGGUGUGGGUCUGAACUCCAUGUUGGCUCGUGUGGCAGGCAUCCUUGCUCCUCUAAUCAGGCUUCUGGGCACCUACCAUUACACCAUUCCCAUGCUGAUCUAUGGAAUCAUCCCCCUUGCUGCUGGGGGUCUCUGUUUACUACUACCCGAAACCCGUAAUGUUGAGCUUCAGGACUGUGCCGAACUUACCAAACUUGAGGAUGGGGCUGCUGAGAAUGGAUCUUUGACUAAAGUGGACAAAAUGGAAAAGAGCACAAAACUGUGAUUUAUAUAGUGAAUUUAUAUGGUUCACAC
Molecule: messenger RNA, 1646 nt
Organism: Pelmatolapia mariae (spotted tilapia)
Lineage: Eukaryota; Metazoa; Chordata; Actinopteri; Cichliformes; Cichlidae
Gene: slc22a13b
Product: solute carrier family 22 member 13b
Exons: 10
Coding region: 1-1617 (538 amino acids)
Biological process (GO): transmembrane transport
Cellular component (GO): membrane
Molecular function (GO): transmembrane transporter activity
Source: RefSeq, a predicted model, not a curated record